Laccaria bicolor S238N-H82 is the source of this 375-nucleotide messenger RNA. RefSeq lists its product as uncharacterized. NCBI's taxonomy places the organism in Eukaryota, Fungi, Basidiomycota, Agaricomycetes, Agaricales, Hydnangiaceae. Bases 1 to 375 code for a protein of 124 amino acids. The transcript has 2 exons. The record is from RefSeq and is a predicted model, not a curated record.
AUGCGCACGCAUCGACCUCAACCAACUUUUGAGCUUGUCUUCCUCGGACCUCCUCAUACUACCAUUCUAUUUAUUCUUCCUCGCCUCCUCUCCGCAAUGAAGAAGAGCGAAACGUUCACUCACCCCCUUUACUCCGUCGAAUCUACUGCUGGGAUGCAGUACCAAACGUCUAGUCGUGGUUCGCAAGGGCCGUUGCAGGCUACUUAUCCUGCUUACAUGGUCCCAAUAACGACCAACUGGCUCCCAACCCUCAACUCCGCUGGCAUCAACAUCUCCCCCGACCCAUACAACGGCAUCAACACAGGCGGGUUCUUCGCCACGUCCGCUAUAAACCCUUCCAACUGGACCCGCUCUUCAGCCAAAGCGGCGUAUUAA